Molecule: messenger RNA, 1253 nt
Organism: Leguminivora glycinivorella
Lineage: Eukaryota; Metazoa; Arthropoda; Insecta; Lepidoptera; Tortricidae
Product: lipase 1-like
Exons: 2
Coding region: 12-1151 (379 amino acids)
Biological process (GO): lipid metabolic process
Molecular function (GO): hydrolase activity, acting on ester bonds
Source: RefSeq, a predicted model, not a curated record
UCCUGGCAGCUAUGGAUUUGUGGAAACUUUCGCAGGUGUGCACGGCACCCGUUCGCGCGAUUGCCGCUGAAAAUGAAUACAAAGCUGAGAAGCACGAAGUGACAACAGACGAUGGAUACAUACUCACCAUGUACAGGAUACCGCCCGGCAAGAACUGCGCCAAGAAAACUCCAUUGCUGCUGGUUCAUGGCCUUCUCCUAUCGGCCGAGUGCUUCGUAGAUUCGGGGCUGGAUGCGCCCGGAUUCCUCUUAGCUCAAGAGUGCUAUGAUGUGUGGUUCGGUAACGUGCGAGGCAACUUUCAUUCCCGCAGACACGUCACUUUGGAUCCUGAUCGUGAUUUAAAGUUUUGGAAGUUUUCAGUGGACGAAAUGGGACAGUAUGAUGUUCCCGCCAUGAUCGACUAUGUGCUGGAUGCGACAAGCGUCAAAAAACUAAUCUAUAUUGGCUAUUCACAAGGCGGUGGCAGCUUCUUCAUAAUGAACUCUGAGAAACCAGAGUAUGCUGAUAAGAUUAGUCUUUUCAUUGGUCUAGCGGCAGCUACGCGACAAUAUUACACCAAAUCAGUACCUUACAGGUCGCUUGUGAAUGCUAUAGACUCACUACAAUCUCCUUUGGAAGCGUCUGGGGUUUGGGAGGUCGCGUCCCGAGGUUUGCCUAUUCAAGGAACCCUGGAGACAUUGUGCAAAGUGAAGUUAUUAGCAGUAUUUUGUAAUCUGGGAGUGUCCGCUGUAGAUUCUCCUCAUCCUGGAUCAAUCACCUCGAAAACUACUCGAAGAAUGUUCGAGCACGUCCCAGCCGGAACAUCCAUCCAAAAUCUGGCCAGAUACGGGCAGGCUAUGAAUGAAAUCCGAUUCGUCAAAUUUAAUUAUGGCUUUGAAGAAAAUUUGGAAGUUUACGGUGUGGCUGAACCUCCGGAAUAUGACCUGGGAAUGACUACGAUGCCGGUCGUUCUCUUUCACGGCAAGUCUGACCACUUAGUGGACACGAGAGACAUGGAUUGGGUAGCCAGGCAGUUACCGAACGUGUUGGAGUACGUCACGGUAGCGGAUCCGCUGUGGAACCAUUUUGACAUGGCUUUUAGCCAAUACUGGAAAGAUCAAAUUUUUCUUACGAUGAAAACUUAUUUAAAUAGAUAUGUGAACAGUUAUUGAAAUAAACAUGUUUUAAUUAAUACAAUUUUACUUACUUACUUACGGAUAUUUACUUAUUACAUUGAAUUUAUUUUUUAUUGGGUUAUUCGAUGUAUUAUAGGC